Myxozyma melibiosi is the source of this 432-nucleotide messenger RNA. RefSeq lists its product as uncharacterized. The transcript has 3 exons. Lineage: Eukaryota; Fungi; Ascomycota; Lipomycetes; Lipomycetales; Lipomycetaceae. The record is from RefSeq and is a predicted model, not a curated record. The coding region runs from base 1 to 432 and encodes 143 amino acids.
AUGUGCAACGCUACACUAGUGGAGGAUGAUAGAAAUACCAAUCUACGCAACACCCCACACGACCAGGAAUCUGAGGAACAAGGAGAAGAUCGAGAACACAUACCCGAUAUCGAGUCUCUUUCUACUUUUAUUACUCCUAUCAAAUAUCAAAAGCUUUGUAGACGUAGUGAAGUCGUGAAGUCGCAAUUAAAAUCCUUCUAUCCGUUUGAUCGAGAAGAAUUCACUCGAAAUGGCUCCUCCCGUAUCCACGGCCAAACUCACCGCCCCGGAGACCACCCCCAUCGCAUUACCGACCAGCUUGGUCCCGAAACCGCUUUGGGUGCGAUCCCUGCCGCACUGGUCCUCUCCGAGUUUUCUAAUGACGGGUCCCCUACUAUGAAUAUGACGAUCCGCUUCAUCGAGCAGAUUCAGCAGAUGCAGCGCCAGCUGUAG